Molecule: messenger RNA, 1039 nt
Organism: Heterocephalus glaber (naked mole-rat)
Lineage: Eukaryota; Metazoa; Chordata; Mammalia; Rodentia; Bathyergidae
Source: RefSeq, a predicted model, not a curated record
CGUGAUUGGUUGGUUCAGGGGUACUUAUUCUAGGGACGGGUGCUCCCCAGGGGUAGAAGAAAAAGAAUGUUAAGUUUUCCUGAAUAAACUGCUAGAAGAAGAGCUUUGGUGUUGCGUCGUCAUUGCUGGUCAAAGGCGAACGCGACAGCUUUGUCCAAGAAGGACAUCAAAAGCUUUGUUUCAUACUGCUUCCUCAGCAUUAAUGCGUUUAUUUUUCACAAGAACCACGAGACAGGUAUCUCCAUUUUGCAAAUUAAAAUGCUGAGUUUGAGGGCAGGUGGUCACAAGUCAUCGGCGACCCAGCACAGCGGCACCACGUGAACUUAGAAUCUUAAAAGUCCACGCUCUCAAAGGGCUUAUAAUGACGAUCCUGGAGAGUUCACAAACGAUUGCCUAAGAAAUAUUAAAGCUCCAAAUUCAACGGAGAUCAAUGCGAUAUACAAGCUCUAAAACCGAAAUAAUCCUAAGGGCCAUGUAUGCAUUCCUUUUUAUUAGAUGCUCUGUGUCUAACCCCACUCCCCCAAAAUGGCAGAAAGGGGCUGUAAAAGACUGCGAGCGAAGUGGAUUUGCUUGGAGAAACACAGGCUGGCUGAGGUUCCACACAUCCCACGGGGCAGAGCCAGCAAGGUAUGGGACCUGGAACAGAACCCUUCAACGAGCGAACCAAGCUCCUGGUGUUCCAUCCUCUGACGCCACAGCAGGAUGGAGCGCGCUUGGCCCCGCGGACUGGGCUCAAAGUCGUGAGCGGAGCUCGUCCAGCCAGCUGUCCUCCUCAAUGUCACAGUCUCCUGGCUCGCCCUUCCCCCGCACCCUGGCGGGCUGCCCAGCUCCUCCUAGAGCUGACUCAGAGCUCUUGCGGUCUCUUGGCCGCGCAGCUCGCGGCUGCCAUGGCAACCGUACGCCGCCACCGCCUCUUCACGCACGUCGCGAACUAACGGACUCUGCGUGGGCCCGCGCCCCACCCCCACCCCCACCCCACCCCACCCCACUCGAAUCGCGUCACGGACGGCCCGCCGACCGACCUGCAGCACCUAGGUAA